UUCACACAACUCCUAAAUCUUUAGCAAGAAAUGCUUGGAUUAAGUCCUCUGGUCUAAGACAUUUGGCAAGAAUACUAACGAUGAGGAUAACUUGUACAGCUUUUGUGCUUCUCAUCCAGACAUUACAAUGUUUGGCUUCAGAUGAUUCACCAUUUCAACUAACAAACAAGGCUAGUGGCUUUUGUUUGAUCAAAACGAAUAAUCACUGCGAUGAAGUACGCUGGACAACUGGUGACAGACUUCUGGUUCAACAGAAGAAUAAGUGCCUGGGAGCCCAAGGGAAAAGUGUGGGGAGUGAAAUAAGCCUUUAUGAUUGUGACGAAAACAAUGAACUUCAAAAGUGGGAAUGCAAGAAUGAAACAGUGCUCGCUCUCCAAGGACAAGAGCUUUACAUUGAGCUCACUGGAGAUAACACAGCAGUUCUCUCCAAAACCUUAGGACCGAAUAACCACCUCACAAUUUCAGGGACAUCCAGUGGUGCUUGCACAAGAACAUACCGAGAACUUUAUGUCAUUGGUGGAAAUGGUGCUGGAAAACCCUGCAUGUUUCCGUUCCUGUACAAAGACCAGUGGUACUCAAACUGCACCACAGAUGACUCUUCAGAAAAGCAUCUCUGGUGUGCAGUCGAAACAAAAUAUCAAAAUGAACGCUGGGGCUACUGCCCAACUGCUUCCAGGGCAGGCUGGAAUUUACACCCAAUAACAGGAGUGUAUUACCAGCUCAACACACAGUCAGCUCUGACUUGGCCCCAGGCUGAAUUAAGCUGCAAACAGCAGGGUGCCUCCUUGCUCAGCAUCACUGAUCCUCAUGAGCAGGCUUAUGUCACAGGUAAGGUGGAUCCUGAGCAUGGCUGGAAAUGGUCUGAUGGGAGGCCUUACUGUUAUAUGAAAUGGGACUCAGGACAUCCACUUCCUAAUCCAGGAUACAUCUGUGCAAUUGUUGAUGCUACUGUACAGUUCUCCUGGCAAAGUUCACCAUGCAGCAAGAAACUGGGCUACAUCUGCUACAGUAAAGAAGCGGAGGAAACACCUACACAGAGUGUUCAUACAAGCUUUUGUUCAAGCCCCUGGAUGCCCUACAACGGCCACUGCUUCCACCUUAAUCAUACUCAGAAAACAUGGUCUGAUGCUCAGAGACAGUGCCGUUAUGAAGGAGGGGACCUUGUCAGCAUCCGCAAUGUGGAAGACCAAAGCUUUGUCAUCUCUCAACUUGGAUAUGCAUCCAGGGAUGAGCUCUGGAUUGGACUGAAUGACAGGAAGACAGAGAGGCUGUUUGACUGGAGCGACCACUCCACUGUCAGCUUCACCAGCUGGGAGUUUGGGAAACCUGCUGUCUCCACUGACAUACGGGACUGUGUUCUCAUCAGGGGAGAGAAAGGGAACUGGGUUGAUCGUGUGUGUGAGGAAAAACAUGGCUUCAUUUGUAUGAAGAUGAGUACCUCACAAUCCACUGGAGAUGAAGUGGCUGCAGUGGCUGAACCAGGCUGCAAAACUGGUUGGAGGAGACAUGGUUCCUAUUGCUACUUCAUAGGAACAGAGACCAAAACAUUUGAUGAAGCUAAAGAUGACUGCAAGAGUUCAGGUUCUUACUUAGCUGAUGUUUCAACUGGGGUGGAUAAUGCAUUCCUCGUGAGCCUGGUGGGGAUGAGAUCCGAGAAAUACUUCUGGCUUGGGCUGUCAAACCAAAAAGAUAUUGCUGAAUUUGUCUGGACCAGUACAAAAUCUCUUCACUGCUGGCAUUUCAAAAUUUUUCUCUUAACAACACAAGGUCACCGACAGGGCUGUGUUGCAAUGAAAACAGGGGUUUUUGCUGGCCUCUGGGAUGUGCUGCCUUGCACCAAUAAGGAGAAAUACAUCUGCAAGCACCUGGCACUUGGGGUAGAACUAACCCCUGUCCCACCCACUUUUAAGCCUCUCAAGUGUGCAGACGCCUGGACAUCAGUGGGCUCAAGAAACUACUGCUUUAAGUUGUUUUCAGUGAUGUCUGCAAACAAAAAGACCUGGUAUGAAGCCAGAGAUUACUGCAGGGCCAUCGGAGGAGACCUGCUCAGCAUCCACAGUGCUGCGGAGCUUCAAGUACUACCACAAAGCUAUAAAACAGCCUGGAUUGGACUUAGUGCCCCUGACCCAACCACCGGUUAUGUAUGGAGUGAUGGAUCCCCACUGAAUUUCCAGCACUGGGAGGAUGGAGAGCCAAACAAUUUCAAUAAUGUGGAAUCCUGUGCUGAAAUCAACCUAGAAAAGCGGGACAGUAGUGGGUCAUGGAACGAUGUGCAUUGUGAAACGUUCCAUAAUUGGAUGUGCCAGAUUCGUGCUGGAGUGACUCCAAGUAGUCCCCCAGACACUGCCCCUCCCGUCUACAAUAAAACCUCAGAUGGGUGGCUAAUAUGGAAUGGGACUCAGUACUAUAUUAACACUAGGACGAUGCCCAAUGAAGAAGCUCGUCACUUCUGCCAGCAGAGGCAUGGUGACUUGGUAACUAUCAGCAGUGAAGCUGAAAGUGUCUUUUUAUGGAAACAGAUAUCCAGAGGUUAUGGGUCUUACUGGAUAGGCCUAAACGUAGACCUUGAUGGAACAUUUUCGUGGAUGGAUGGUUCUCCAGUAGUGUUUCAAAGGUGGGAUGAAAAUCAGCCAGAAUUCCAGAACAAUGAUGAGAAUUGUGCUGCCAUGACUAUCUCCAUGGGGUUCUGGCAUGAUUAUAACUGUGGCUUUGAGCACAGGUCCAUUUGUAAACGCAGUGCCUCAAUACCUGCCAAUACCACUGUAGCACCAACAGUUCCUCCAAGAGGUGGCUGUCCACAAAGCUGGAAAAAAUUUAACUCCAAGUGUUAUAUUAUCAACAACACCCAGAAAGAGACAUGGGAAGGAGCAAGGACACAAUGCAGGGCGAUGGGAGGAAAUCUGGCCUCAAUUCCCUUAAGACAUGUACAAGUGUUUUUGUCUACUCAAAUGGCCGAGGCACCAACUAUAGACCUGUGGAUUGGUUUGCAUAAUACACAUGGCGGUUCAUUUUACUGGACAGAUGGACGACCAAUGCGAUACACUAACUGGGGAUCUGAAGGCCGCCUUCCAAUGAGAUUUGUACACCAAACUCGCUGGGAUCGCUUCCGUUAUGAAAGAAUGCACCUGUACGAUGAGAUGGAUUUCCACCCUUACAUUAUUCGUCAUAUGCUGCCGGAAGGGUGUGCUGUGAUGAUUACUGAUCCUAAUAUUGGCAUUGGAAAAUGGGCAAGAAGAUCCUGCAAUGACACCAAUGGAUAUGUCUGUCUUAAAAAUCUUGACCCAUCUCUCCCAGACUCCAGUGAACCAACAACUCCUACAGACUAUAUCAAAAUGUUAAAUGACUCUAUCAAAGUUGUUUCACAAAACAUGACCUGGGAAGCAGCCAGAAAAAACUGUGAAACUGAUGGUGCCAACCUGGCUAGCCUGAGAAAUGAGUGGUCAAAAUUGUACGUUGAGCUGAUGGCUUUGAAUCUCCAAACUCCUCUGUGGAUUGGACUAAACAAACUGCAGACUAACGGAUAUUUCAGAUAUGUUGAUGGCUGGCAUAUGACCUUAUCUAACUGGGGUACAGCAGAACCAAGCAUGAAAAGACCCUGUGUGUAUGUGGACGUGGAUGGAAAAUGGAAGACCGCUGAUUGCACUCAGAACAUGUCAAGUAUUUGUAUGAAAUCUACAGAUAUGGCACCAACAGAGUCAAGUGAAUUCCCAGGAGUUUGCCCUGAAGAUGGAGAAAUGACCACAUACACAAGGCAGAGUUACAGCUGGCUACCAUACAAGGGUUACUGUUACCUGUUUCUCACAGAAAAGAUUGAGUGGCCAGAUGCAUCUACCAGCUGUUCAAGACAUGGUGGAACUCUUGCCAGUAUUGAGAACCCCUCUGAGCAAGAUUUCAUUACAAAGAAUGUGCAAAUAUUUCAAGAGAGCCACACGUCUUUUUGGAUCGGCUUGUAUAAAACUCACAAAGGCUUGUGGCAGUGGUUGGAUAAAACAGUCAUGGACUACGUUAACUGGGAUGUAGAUCAACCUGAUAUCAACCCUUAUGGAGUGAUACAAGUUUCAAAUGGGAAAUGGAAUACAGGGAACCGGUGGCGUGAUAGAGGAUAUGUCUGCAAAACACCCAAAGUAUUAUCAAAAGCACCACCAACAAUUAUAAGUCCUACGAAGAAGCCUCAAACACGUGGCCACAUAAUUUUGCCAGCUGUGCUGGUCAUUGCUGCAAUUGUCAUUGGGACAGUCAUCAUCAUCUUCCUCUUCAAGAAGUCUGGCCGCCGCCUACCUAUCCCUGAAAGGUUUACAACAUUCGACAACCCGCUCUUCUUCAACAACGAGCGGGCCCAACCUGAGUAGAUACUAAUUAGUAGUAGAUACUAAUAAUCUGGUAGCAAAUGCAGAGGAGGAGAACCCUGGGUCUGGUAUGUAAAUACUAGCAGAUGUUACUCAACGGAUGCAUGACCAAUAAUUUCAUUUUCUGUUUCUGAACUACGUUUCUAUGCAGUUGACAAUAACUGGCUUUACAGAACAAAACAAUUUAGGGUGUCUAUACAAAUCUGUAUUUGUAAUCAUUUUGUAAUUUGAAAUUCUUUUUAAUUGUAUAUUUUAUAACAACUAAGCAUUUGGUGACUGAUUGAAUGUGCAGGGCAUCAUUUUAAUUCAUACUUACACCAUGCCUGUAAACUGUACUAUUUUACUUUAAACUACUAAACCUAUUAGGACUAUUUUUGUAUUUACUGCAGAUUGCUCACUGUGUAAAAUUGAAAGUUUAGUUGUAUGAUUAACCUGAAACAAGUCAAACAUGAAACACUGAACAGCAGCCAAUAUAAUAUUAUAGAUGACAAUUUAUCAUCUAUAAAUCCAGCAGGGAGAAAACACUUCUACACAAUGUUUUACUUCAUUUAUCCAAAUUUGUGCUAAAUGUUACUUAACACAGCUUUAAGUUAAAGCAGAAAUACCACACUGCAAAAAUACUCAUAAGUACCAAAAGUACUUCAAAAGCACCAAAGUAACGGCACAUUCACAGUAAUGUAUAUUAUUGGGUUGUCCAAAUGUUGCAGCCGGUAAAGGUGGAGCUAAUGAACCAUCUUAUAUACUUAUAAUGUGAAUUACUAUUGGAUAGUUUGUGAAUUUCCCACUGGGGAUCAAUAAAGUCUUAUGAUUAUGCUGUAGUUUGUUUCAUUAACUUGUUUCUGGGGAAAAAAGAAUAUAUAAUUAAGUUAUCAAAUAAAUAUAGACCUAACAAUUGCCUCUAAAAUGUAGUCGAAAAUAAGCACUAUUAGACCAAAAUACAGAUAGGCUACCGCAAAUUUAUACUUAAUACCGUAUUUGAGUAAACGUAGGCCUCCUUAGUAACGCUACUUUACACCACUAAGCAGAGGCACUCGGAUACAGUAACAAACAGACAAAAGCUCAAUAAGACUCACAUUAUUU
Molecule: messenger RNA, 5426 nt
Organism: Monopterus albus (swamp eel)
Lineage: Eukaryota; Metazoa; Chordata; Actinopteri; Synbranchiformes; Synbranchidae
Product: macrophage mannose receptor 1-like
Exons: 33
Coding region: 81-4349 (1422 amino acids)
Source: RefSeq, a predicted model, not a curated record